AUGCCAGCCGCAAGUGUAGCAGCUCUUCCUGCACCUGCAUCGCCGGCGCCGGCCUCGCGAAAGGCCUCACUCGCACCGGAAAGGAAGUACAAGUGCCAAUUCUGCAACCGCGCCUUCAGCCGGAGUGAGCAUCGCAGCAGGCACGAAAGGUCUCACACUAAGGAAAGACCUUUCAAAUGCCUAAAAUGUCGCAGUACCUUUGUGCGGCGCGACCUGCUACUCCGUCAUGAUCGCACCGUUCACGCCAAGGAUGGCGGUGUUCCCCUUCACAGCGAUGGGAAGCGACGCGGCGGGGCGAAGCCGAGGGCCGUUGGAACUCCUGCAAAAGAACCUAUUGCCAUCGACGCGGCUGCUCUGGAGCAGAUAGAAGCCAGCAGCGAAGGUAUUUUUGACGUGGAAACGGCCGCCAUGCUGGUGGCGGAUCUCCAUCACAAGGCCACCGCCGCGAUGCGUGCUAAUAGCGGUCCUUCAGAAGGCAGUUCUGGAGCUACUUAUCCGCAUGGCGGGGCGAAUAUGAUGGAGUCUCCUGUGCCUUUUCCCUCCGGCGCCAUUGCUAUUCCUCAGUGGGAUACUUUCAUGCCGCAGGCCGUUGCUGAGCCAAAGGCACACUCUAUUGCAUCUAGCGCGUCUGGGUCGUUUGAGUCGCAGCCCCCAUUCAACGGCUCGAUUGUUUCCCAGCAUGCUAACCAGCUUCCUUCACUGGACACUCCCACACUCAAUGCUCCCCCACACUCGCCAUUUCUGGCCAACGGCGGUCUGUUGACGCCUGCUGACUCGCAGUCGCAAACUGGCGCGGGCUUCAAGGCUCCUCAGGUUCACAGCGAUGAGGAGAGGAAUAUGGUGCUGGACAACAUCCGCAGCAGCGACACUGAGCACGCCAUCCCAGAAGGCUUCCGCCUGCCAAACCUAGCAUCCCUCAACAGGUACCUGGCAACCUACUUUGGGUUGUUCCACCACCACCUGCCAUUCCUGCACCCGUCCUCCUUCCAGCCCACCGAGGUAUCAUCGGCUAUCCUGCUCGCUGUGCUGUCUAUUGGUGCGCUGUACGCAUUCGACCAGGAACAGGCCUACACGCUGCACAUCGGCUCCAAGGUUCUCGUCAACCAGUUUCUCCAGAACAAGGAGAACUUCAGCUCUCGCAAGUGCCCUCUCUGGACCAUGCAGAGCUCUCUGCUCAACAUGAUCUUCGCGAGCUGGAGUGGGGACCCCAAGGGACUUGAAUGGGCAUGCUCCAUCAAGAGCCUGCUAGCCAACAUGGUGUCUGGAAACCGAUACGAGCUGAAGCUCAGGCAGGAGGCCCGUGAGGGCCGCCCGCCUACGCGUGCAGAGUGGGUUGAGGACGAGGGUUGCCGCCGCACGUACUAUGCAGUCUAUAUCUUCUUUGGCCUGUUGACGCUCACAUACAACCACACCCCGGCCAUCAGCUUCAACGAGUUUGAGGAUCUGCAGGUCCCGUCGACUGAAGGUCUCUGGAACCUGGUAGUCGCCGACGAAGCCGCAUGGCUCGAAAACCUCAAGGCCUCGCCCACCAUGACCUUCAUGGAGACGCAGGAGAACCUGUUUCAGGGCGAAAGUCUGAAGUACAGCGCCUUUGCCACGCGUGUCAUGAUCAACGCCCUCUUCCUCGAGGUUUGGUAUCAUAAGCGCAGUCCUGAGGCUCUACAAGACGUCGUGACCGAGUACAAGCUCCGGCUCGCUCUGGAGACGUGGGAGAAAUCCCUGGACCUGUGCGAGCCCGAGGUGGUCUCGGUACCGCUGAGCGCCCCUCACAAAGGACACCCGCUCCUUUUUAAUGCGAAGGCCAUGUUCCGGAACGCGCGCGCUCGCCUCGAAGUCGACCUUAAGGCGGUCCAGGAGGCGCUCCGGUACCAUGACGCUUACGAGGUAGCCGCCGCCAUGUCCAGCGCGCGGGACAAGGUCAAGCGCUCGACGGAGAUGAUCAAGGUCAUUCAGGAAUGCUUCAGCUGCAUCGAGACUGCCGUGGUCCAGGGCGUUCGCUGGGUGGCUCGCACGUCGCCGACCAACUGGAGCAUCGAGCACCCACUCUGCGGGUUGGAUCUGAUGAUCAUCCUCAGCCUCUGGCUGUACCGUCUGGAACACGACGAGGAGCCCGCGACCGAGGAGGAGCUUGCCAUGUACAACAAGAUCCGGCAGCUCUUCGACAAGGAUCUUGACGAGGCUUAUGUUUCCCAGCUGAGCUCCAUUGUCGCCCGGCUCUGGGGCUCGAUGCUGGAUGAAGUAGUUGUGUGGGGUAUCACGCGCCUCAUGGGUGAAUCUUUCCGACUGCACUCACAAGCCUUGGUUGGCUAUGUAGACGACAUGGAGGCAUCAUCGAAUGCCUCGACACCAUCCAUGACCUCGCAGGGGGCCGAUGAGGAUAGCGUGUACUAA
Molecule: messenger RNA, 2391 nt
Organism: Gaeumannomyces tritici R3-111a-1
Lineage: Eukaryota; Fungi; Ascomycota; Sordariomycetes; Magnaporthales; Magnaporthaceae
Exons: 4
Coding region: 1-2391 (796 amino acids)
Biological process (GO): DNA-templated transcription; regulation of transcription by RNA polymerase II
Cellular component (GO): chromatin
Molecular function (GO): zinc ion binding; DNA-binding transcription factor activity, RNA polymerase II-specific; RNA polymerase II cis-regulatory region sequence-specific DNA binding
Source: RefSeq, a predicted model, not a curated record